AUGUCUGAAGUUACAAUAGAUAAAAGUCUUUUGGGAAUGGCAGUAGUACACAAUGGUUUAAUUGUAUUAGAAAGUUGUCAAGCAAUUUUACGUAGAGAUUAUGUGAACAUGAGAGGGAAGGUCAAGUUAAUAUCUGGAGGCAUAGCAGGAAAUGAAUUAUUAUGUACAGAAUUUGUGGGUCCUGGUAUGUUAACAGCUGCAGUUUUAGGGAAUAUUUUUUGUGCACCUUCAAAAAAUAAUGUACUGAGAGUUAUUGAAGAAAUUAAAUCAGAUGAUCCUUCUGGAAUAUUGUUAAUUGUACCUGAUUAUGCUGCAUGCCUUAUAAACUUUACUUGGGCUAAAUUACGUGCAAUGGAAAGAGGAUAUAAUGUCAAAAUAUUUCGAGUAACAGCCAAUCUUCAACCUGCUACACAGGAACAAAGCUUUUUAUCUGCACAGUUUUUGUAUAAAAUAGCAGGAGCUAUGUCAGAAGAAGGGAAAGAUAUAGAUGAAAUAUAUUCCGUUUGCAAUCACAUUACAAGUAAUGGAAUACUUCAUCAUCUAAAAUCAGGUGCCAUGAUGUUCAGAAAAUUGAAGCAUAACAUGGAAGCAAAAUUCACAAAAAGGUGUGAAAUGGAAAUUUUUUCAGAUUCAGCUGAACACAUGUCUGAACUGUUGGCAAAUACAUUAAGUACAGUACCUCCAAAUGAACAUAACAAAAAUUCGAGAAAUACAAAUAAAAUUUAUGAUGAUCAUGAGAUUGCAAUUAUGAUAAACAGCUUUGGUUUCAGAGAACUGGAGACAUACACUUUUAUUUUAGAUAUUUUAAAACAAAUGAAAAUGUACAGCUUGCAAGUGAAAAGAAUAUAUGUAAAGCCAUUAAUAUCAAGUUCAAAUACUAAAAGUUUUGAUAUUUGUGUUUUAAACUUGUUAAUUAUACCAGGAUUACUUAAAUAUUUAGACUUUCCUACUUCUGCACCUGCUUGGCCAAAGAUAUUAACUUCAGAUAUAUUAGAAUUAAAAGAGGACAGUGAAAUAAAUUUAAGUACACAAGGAAAAUACUGCAAGCAUAAGAACAUAGUUGAUGAAAAAUUGCAAGGACCACUAAUGGGGUACGAAACUGGUCAAACAUUUUUAUCCAUUAUAUCAAUUGCAUGUGAAGCAGUAAUAGCAUGUACGAAGCAAUUAAAUACAUUAGAUCAAGAAUUUGGAAAUGGAAUGUAUGGUACAAGCCUUGCUCGUGGAGCUCAAGCUAUAAAAGAUGCUAUUCAGGAAAAUAAAAUGUUAGCUACGUAUCCAUGUGUAACAUUUACACAAAUUAGUCAUAUCAUUGAAAGAACAGUGGAUGGUGUACAAGGAGGACUUUAUUCUUUGUUUUUUAAUAAUAUUGCUAAAGUUUUCUCAAAAUAUGAGAAUAAUAAACAAAUUACAGUAGACAUGUGGUUAAAUGCAUUAAUUACAGCAAAUGAUGCAAUAAAAGAACUUCAUAUAUCCUAUCUAGAUGACCAAGUUCUGGUAGCUGUUUUAAUGAAAGUGCAGUUCAGUUUGAUGAAUGCAUUAAAUGAAAAUGUAGAUCCCAUUGCUGCAUUUGGUAUUGCUGUGACAGCUGCUGAAAACUUUACAUUAAAUGCUAUACAUAUGCGAUCUUCUGAUAAAUUUAAAUAUCUCCAUCCUGAAGCGCAUGCAGUGGGCAUUUGGUUAAGAGGUGCAUAUGAAGGUAUCAAGUUAAAAUUACUAAAUCAUAUUGCAAAAUAA
This is a messenger RNA of Dufourea novaeangliae, 1734 nucleotides long. Its product is annotated as probable dihydroxyacetone kinase. Lineage: Eukaryota; Metazoa; Arthropoda; Insecta; Hymenoptera; Halictidae. Gene Ontology annotation, cellular component: cytosol. The coding region runs from base 1 to 1734 and encodes 577 amino acids. The transcript is spliced from 10 exons. Gene Ontology annotation, biological process: glycerol catabolic process. The record is from RefSeq and is a predicted model, not a curated record. Gene Ontology annotation, molecular function: glycerone kinase activity.